Molecule: messenger RNA, 4608 nt
Organism: Chroicocephalus ridibundus (black-headed gull)
Lineage: Eukaryota; Metazoa; Chordata; Aves; Charadriiformes; Laridae
Gene: PHLDA1
Product: pleckstrin homology like domain family A member 1
Exons: 2
Coding region: 338-799 (153 amino acids)
Biological process (GO): positive regulation of apoptotic process
Cellular component (GO): nucleus
Molecular function (GO): phosphatidylinositol phosphate binding
Source: RefSeq, a predicted model, not a curated record
GGGUCUGGGCCGGCCGCUCCCGCAACGCCGUGUGCUCCUGGGCUUCCCCGCUGCCCGGCGGGAGGAGCCGCCUUUUUCCGCCGGGUGUCACUGCGGGGUGGGAAAGGCGCCUUCAAAAGCCGAGGGGAGGGAAAAGCCCUCCGCCACACCGGCAGCCCCCGCUCCGCCGCCGCCCGCCACGCCGCGGUACGGGCGGCAGCCGCUCCGCUUCCUGCGGGCCGGGGCGCUCCCGGCCCUCCGCCUCGGAGCCGGCGCUGGCCGGAGAGUCAUCGGCUGGUGCCGGCUGCCCCCCGACCCCAGCCCCUGCGGGCCGAGGCCGCCGGCCCAUGCCAGAAGGAUGCUGGAGAGCGGCUGCAAGGCGGUGAAGGAGGGCGUGCUGGAGAAGAGGAGCGACGGGCUCCUGCAGCUCUGGAAGAAGAAGCGCUGCAUCCUUACCGAGGAGGGGCUGCUCCUCAUCCCCCCCAAGCAGCAGCCGCCGCCGCAGCAACAGCAGCAGCAGCCGCCGCUGCCGGCCGAGCCGGCGGCCAAAAUCAAGGAGCUUCACUUCUCCAACAUGAAGACGGUGGACUGCGUGGAGCGGAAGGGCAAGUACGUGUACUUCACGGUGGUGAUGGCCGAGGGGAAGGAGAUCGACUUUCGGUGCGCGCAGGAGCAGGGCUGGAACGCGGCGAUCACGCUGCAGAUGGUGCAGUACAAGAACCGCCAGGCCAUCCUCGCCGUCCGCUCCACCCGGCAGAAGCAGCAGCACCUGGGGCAGACCCACGGGCCGCGCCUCCGCAGCGCUUCCAACUCCGCCUAGGGCAGGUGAAGUUAACGAAGCGCUUCGGGGGAGCGGGACUUGAGGGCGUUCGUUGGGGACGUGCUGCGGUUGAUCAAAAACUGGGCGAGCGCCAGAGAUGCAGGUAGACUGGAGAGAAGCGGCUCAACAACCUGAACCCCAGCUGCUGCUGCUUUGCCGCCCUCGGUGCCCAGAAGCAUUUCAAAUCUAUUAUUUAUGAACCUUGGAAAGGAUCCUUUGGUGUGGUGGGACUUCUAGGAGACAUGACGUACUGUAACUCUAUUUUAAUGUAUUUUAUUUUAUUUAUUAGGGUUGUUUGUUUGGUUUUUUUUUUGGUUGUUUUGUUGUUUUUUUAUUUUUUAAAGGCUUGUUUGCAAGACACUUCUGAAUGUAGGCCGUAUCCAAAAAGGAAAGGAAAAAUCAACGUGUCUGUUAGCUCCCUAAAGGAACUAAAAAGUUUGGCCGCGUGCAAUUUGACAAAAGAGAUUUUAAUUUUUACCCAAAAUACACUGUAUUACACUAACAUGGAAAAUGUGAUGUGUGGUUUGGAAAAUUUGGCUGAAACCCAUUCUGCAUAUGAAAACUCUUCUCUUUAGUGAGAAUAUCAAUUACAGUCUGGGUUUUAAGUUAUUUUCUUUUGAAAUAUACAUGUGGCGGAAGAUGAUAAAAAUCUCAUGCGCUCUUGGUUGUUCAAAAAUGUUGAUUGUUAUUCCAAGAUUAAAACCCAUUUGUUCAACGUAUGAGCAGAGCGGAGUCGGACCGACUUUUUUUGCGGUGCAGGAAUCGCAGCCGGAUUCCUGUUACCCAGUUGGACGUGCUCGCCCCUGGGCUGGAGCUGGGCAGCGCUUACGAAUGUUUCUUAGUGCCCCGGCUCAGGGCUCCCUCUGUGUUGCCGGUUUGUGAGCGGUCUGGGCUCUCGACCUGCGUUGAAUUUUCACGGCGGUUUUUCAAUGUCUUGCAUUAAAGUAGCCCCUAGUUUAAAAAUCCAUCUUAUCCGCAUCUUAGCCUGCAGAUUAUUUUGGUCACGGUUUUCACAAGCUGGAAGUUGCUCCCUAGCUGAGAAUACGGUAGGUUAAUUUUGGUGCGUAGCACUGUCAGAUGUUGCGAGGGGCGUGCGAUCUCGCCUCUAAAGAAACAUUGACGAAGCCAUGAAGUUGGAAAACAAAGGGCUAAUUGCACAGCUGGUGUGUCUUCCUCUGCCUCUUAGAAGUCAGUGGGAGUUUGCCUGGCUGGCGAUGCCGGUGAGAGCGGGUUGGAGCUGCUCGUCCCGGAGCAACGGAGGGAGCCGGGCAUGUGCCGGUGUUUUUUCUGGGGGUGUCUUUUCUGGGACAGGGUCCUGCAGGUGAUGGGUGACUUCGAGGUGUGUGCCACUACUGCCCGGCUUCCCUGGUUUCUAGUGAGUUGGGGAGGUUGUAAGCAGGGACGGAGCGAUGUGGCCCGUUAUCUCCGGUUCAAAGUAAAAAGUCGCAGCCUCAGAGCUAUUUAUUUUAACUAGCGCGGCGAGGAAAAUGGCUUUUGGCCCCUUUACAAGUUACGUGAAUGUAAACAAAAUCCUUUAAAGCCACGCAUCCAGGACUUUUUUUGUUUGUGUAACUGAGGUGUAGCUUGACUGUAGAAGCCCCACAUUCUUGGUUCGAGCUGUUUCUGUAAGUGUUCGAAGCAAAAGACUGAACUGAUGCUCAAAGGAACAGCUCGGAAUCGGCUGCUGCUCAUGACGGUCCCUUCUGACUUCUGCACCCUAAGCUUAAGCUUGGUCCUGUAAGGAGACGUCUCUUUUAGCCCUCAUUUUUUGCUCCUUGCCCCCAGGCGUCGAAGUCACAUAUCAUAGAAUGGCUUGGGUUGGAAGGCACCUUAAAGAUCACCUAGUUCCGACCCCGCUGCCACGGGCAGGGACACCCCCCACUAGACCAGGUAGUGCAAAACAUGUUCUGGUGCAGAAUUAAAGCCCAGACCUCGGCCAUCCUCUGUGGCUAUUCCCAAGCGCUUCUUUCCCAUCCGGCCCUUGACAAGGUUGCGUGACGAGUUUGGGUUGGUAGAUUACAGCUGUCCUAACAAAGUUAUUCCUUUGAGACUAAUUGAAACCGAAGGUGCCCUGCAUCUUCUAGGAUUAGAUUCGCUGUCUUGGCAAUCAUAAUAGCCAGUUUCCACAUCUCUGUACAUCUGCCAUUAUCAUUCUGCUAAUGCUUGGAUGUUAGAGCUGCAAGGGGAUUCUCUAAUGAGCUAGUCAAAGGCUCACAAAAUAGACUGUAAUUUGUAAUUUGGCUCCUCUCUUUAGAGUCAUUAAUUACAGUUUGCUGAUUAACUAAUCCACCUUUUCAGAUGUACAGGCGUAUCGCUGAUAUCUCACCUACUAAAAUACGUUUUAGCCUACCGAAGGAUAAAUGUAAUUGAUGAAAAUUAAUUCCGGUGUGAUUGGAGACAUGUGUUUCUCUUGGAGAGGCAGGUAUUCCUGUCCUUGGUGGAUGCAAGCUCCUGAAUGCCACAAAAGUCUAUGGAUCUGGUCUAAAGCUGAAAUUUUACUGCUCUUCUGGAAGUAUUUGGACUUUGAAAAUGAAAGAUGACAAUUUUAGUGAUAUAAUGGACGCUAAGGAUUGAGAAAAGAGCUUUCAUUUUGAAUUUGCUGCUCUUUUUCCACCGGUUCAAGGUCAAUCUCACACUUUCACCUCAUGUUUCUUGUUUUAAGUUGGUCUGAUGGUUGCACUCGAAACUAUUUGGACUGAUGUAGUUCACCAACAAACUUUUGCCGGUUGCCAUUGCCUGCUGUGUUCCAUUUUUGAGAACAUUGGUGUCAGCCAGAACUCUUAGCGUGAGAGAUGGUCACGUCACAAAAUCCACCCCGAGCUGUUCCUGAGUUGGUGGGAUGGGUGUAAGGGUCAAACCUCCCCCCGGUGCCUCCGGGCUGUCUCCUGGAAACCGAACGGGAACAAAUUGGCUGGGGUCCCCUGGGGACAGUCGGGCCGUGUAGCUCAGGCCAUGUCAGUAUAAAUAAGGCUAAAUUGUCUGACGUGGACAAUCCGACAACUCUCUCACGCUCUAAAUUCCACAAGUUGAUUUUUUUUUUUUUUUUGACUGAUGGUAAUUUUAGCCUAAGAAAUUGUUUGAUGUUAUGAAUGAGGUAGUUCUGGGCUUUUUUUGGCUUGCCCCUCUGCUACUGUGCGAUCUUCGCUGGAGCUACUUUUAGUUAAAUACUGUCUGCCACUGCCUUGUAAGCCAUGGCUAGGAAAGCAGGUCCAGCAGAUCAUGCUCCAACUUAUUGGAGCUUUGGAAAUAAAGAAAUCAGGUUGUCCAUCCCCUUAGCAAAAAAAAAAAAAAAAAAGUAAAAAAAAAAAAAGGGCAACAACAUGCGGCUGAAGUAAAUUCAUUAGAAAAUAAACAAAAUUGCCAAUAAAAUGUACACGGGCAAAUGCUUGGUAUAGACAGCAAAAGUGUGGACAGUCAUAAAGAGGUCAAAAUUACGUGUCUUAAUAAAAAAAAAAGUGAUUAAGGGGCAGAUUCAGCAAGAAAAUUCACGCUGUGGUGACCAAGAAAAUUUAGAAAUUGGGGGAAAAGGAAGAUCAAGUGGAUGUUGUCUCUGUGACAUCCUGAAGUAAUUCCUCUUCUUUUAAGGUUCAUGAUAUGCAAAUGCCAGCUUCUGAAUUAUAGCUGCAGUGAUGUACCAAAUGUUUUCUAGCAUAUCCUAUUGUGAGCAGAAAUAUCAGUGUCAUCAAAAAAAAAAAAAUUGUGUGUAAAUAUGACUCAUAAAUGAUUUCUGAGAGAUGUGAUUUAUUUUUCAUAUUUUUCAAGAUGCAUUCCAUUUCAAAUAAAGAGGUAUCUAUUGAAAGAGCUCUCAA